Planococcus citri (citrus mealybug) is the source of this 1589-nucleotide messenger RNA. Its product is annotated as gastrula zinc finger protein XlCGF49.1-like. NCBI's taxonomy places the organism in Eukaryota, Metazoa, Arthropoda, Insecta, Hemiptera, Pseudococcidae. Gene Ontology annotation, molecular function: DNA-binding transcription factor activity, RNA polymerase II-specific; RNA polymerase II cis-regulatory region sequence-specific DNA binding. The transcript has a single exon. The coding region runs from base 363 to 995 and encodes 210 amino acids. Gene Ontology annotation, biological process: regulation of transcription by RNA polymerase II. The record is from RefSeq and is a predicted model, not a curated record. Gene Ontology annotation, cellular component: transcription regulator complex; chromatin; PcG protein complex.
UUGGAAUAGGGAUGAAAUGGAACGUGGGAUAGUUCGUGGAAGAAGGGGUGCAGGGAGAAAAGAGAAAGCGGUUUCCCGUCUCAACGGAUGUGCCAGAAUGUAUAGGGAUGGAGGGUGGCUAGAAGAUCAUGUGUGUGAAAUACACACGAUUGUCACGAUCAUUGAUUUUUUACGUAUUACGUAUACGUAAAAAAUCAAUGGUCACGAUUAACGCUUGGUUUGCUCGCACACUCGCACAGCAUCAUUCUUAAAAAAUGUGGUAAGCGCGUCAAAUGUGAAGAGUCGUCCUUUACAUGCCACUACUGACUACUGUGAUAAACUUUAUUUCGAGAAGAAGGAGCUUCGCAGUCAUAUGAAACAUCAUGGAAAAUGAAAAUAAAGUCAAGUGCCCGAUUUGCGAUAUCGGCCUCUCCAGCAAAAGUUAUCUACCGGAACACCUUGACAUCCACAAUGGACGGCGGCCGCAUUCGUGCUACUACUGUGGUAAAUCGUUUACUUUAUUGUGUAACCUAACUAAACAUAACAAGAUUCACACCGGCGAGAAACCUUUCGCAUGCGACCAAUGCGACAAAAGGUUCAUCUUGAAGAAGAAUCUUAUCGAUCAUCUUACAACGCACACCGGAGAAAAAGCAUUCAAGUGUAAAUUCUGCGAUAAAUUGUUCAGCCGACAAAGUAACCUUAUGAGACAUUUACCUCUUCACACCGGAGAGAAAAGGGCCGUUUGCGACAUCUGUGAUAAAACUUUUGCUUGGAAAAGUCACCUCACACUACACAUGCCCAUUCACACCGGCGAGAAACCUUUCGCAUGCGACCAAUGUGACAAAAGGUUCGCCAGGAAGCCGAGUCUUAUGCUGCAUCGUAAAACACAUACCGGAGAAAAAACAUUUGCAUGCGACCAAUGCGACAAAAUGUUCCCCAGGAAGCGGUAUCUUAUGCAGCAUCGUAUACAACACACGCCGGAGAAAAAGCAACAAAACUUUCGCUUGGAAAAAUAAACUCAGACAACACAUGCCAAUUCACUUCAAUGGCAAGCCCAAAAAUGUGAAGCAGCCGAACCAAAGGUUGUCAAUGUAUUCUUCUAAUCGUUAACCUUAUCAUUUUUUUUUCGUAUAUUUGUCAUGUUUUUUGUGUUAUCAACUAUAAUAAAUGUGAGUUCUCGAUGAUGUUUUCGUAAUAUUUGUAUUAAAAUAUAACCUCAAUUGGGCGUUGAGUAUCACUGGAAAUUUAUAAAUGAUCAGCUUUUGAGUCAACUCGUUUGUUAACGAACUCGUCGUUCCAUCUGAUUACUUGCUUCGAACCUAUAAAGUAGACGUUGGAGUGGAGAACGGGCUACAAUAGUCAAUAUUCAGAUGAAUGCAUAAAAAAAAUUAUAGUUCAAGAAACGGCAAAAAAAUUGUAAUUGAUAACACAAUUUGAAAUUUGCUGACCAGUCGGAAGUGAAAAUAAUUGUACUCUAUUUACAUAAAGCAGUAUUUAGGUACUCUAAAUCAAAUAUUUUUCAGGUUCUUGGGGGGUUAGUACGUGGGAAGGGAGCCAGGGACGUAGCGAAGUGGUUUUGCUGGGGGGGGCAAAGAUCCUAAGAUUCCCAA